AUGUCUGAUAUCGUCGUUCCUGGUUUCAAAAGCUCUGAAUUGAUUGCUGAACUUAACAAGUCAUUCGAAAACUACAGUCCUGAAGAAAAGCAAAAGUUAAUCAAGCAAGUCAAUGGUGUCUUUCAAUUUGUCAUCAAGAACAACGAAGGUAAAGAAGAGGUCUUUGUCGUCGAUGUCAAGAAGGAAGGUAAAGUUAGUCGUGGUAAGGGUGUCAAGCCUGAUGCUAUCUUGACCUUGAAGGAUCAAGACUUUGUUGACUUGGCUACUGGUAAAUUAAAUGGUCAAAAGGCUUAUAUGAGUGGUAAACUCAAGAUUAAGGGUCAAAUCAUGUUGGCUAUGAAAUUGGAUACCGUCUUCAAGGCCGUUAAGCCUGCUGCUAAGCUUUAA
Molecule: messenger RNA, 387 nt
Organism: Rhizopus microsporus ATCC 52813
Lineage: Eukaryota; Fungi; Mucoromycota; Mucoromycetes; Mucorales; Rhizopodaceae
Product: sterol-binding-like protein
Exons: 1
Coding region: 1-387 (128 amino acids)
Cellular component (GO): cytosol
Source: RefSeq, a predicted model, not a curated record